CGUGGCAGAAUCGACGCUCUUUAUUCAAACUUUGCGUAUUGAACUUCUAGACAAUGGGGAAGGAAAACUGAAAUCGCAAAUCAAAAUCUAUGACCGCUCUCUCAAUGCCAUGGAACACUCGGCUCAGAGAAUUAGCAAAACGAUGCCAAUUCCUUCAAGCUCUAAGUCUCUACGCCCAAAUGCUUCGCCAUGGCGAUCACCCCAAUGCCUUCACUUUCCCGUUUGCCCUCAAAUCCUGCGCGGCCCUCUCGCUCCCCAUACUCGGCGGCCAAUUUCAUGGUCAAAUUAUCAAAGUUGGGUGUGAAUCUGAACCUUUUGUGCAAACUGGUUUGCUUUCUAUGUACUGCAGAGGUUCAUUACUCGGAAAUGCCCGUAAAGUGUUUGAUGAAAAGUCCCAGUCCAGAAAGCUUACCGUUUGCUACAAUGCUUUGAUUUCCGGCUAUGUUUCGAAUUCUAAAAGUUCUGACGCGGUUCUUUUGUUUCGCCAAAUGAAUGAAGAGGGUGUCCCAGUUAAUUCAGUUACAUUGCUGAGUUUGAUCCCAGUGUGUGUAUCUCCGAUUAAUUUGGAGCUUGGAUUGUCUCUGCAUUGCUCAACUUUGAAAUAUGGAUUGGAUUCAGAUGUCUCCGUUGUUAACUGUUUCAUUACUAUGUACAUGAAAUGUGGCUCGGUUAAUCAUGCACAGAACCUGUUUGAUGAAAUGCCUGAGAAGGGUUUGAUUUCUUGGAACGCUAUGGUUUCUGGGUACGCACAAAAUGGGCUGGCAACUAAUGUUUUGGAGCUCUAUCAUAACAUGGAGUUACAUGGGAUUCACCCGGAUCCCUUCACUCUUGUUGGGGUUUUAUCAUCUUGCGCCAACCUUGGGGCUCAGAGUGUUGGUCGUGAGGUAGAGCUUAAGAUCCAAGCAAGUGGGUUUACCAAUAAUCAGUUUCUGAAUAAUGCUUUGAUCAAUAUGUACGCAAGGUGUGGAAAUUUAACCAAGGCACAAGCAUUGUUCGAUGAAAUGCCAGAAAGAACAUUAGUUUCAUGGACAGCAAUAAUAGGUGGGUAUGGAAUGCAUGGACAUGGAGAAAUUGCAGUGCAGCUAUUCGAAGACAUGAUAAGGAGUGGCAUUGUACCUGAUGGAACUGCAUUUGUGAGUGUCUUGUCUGCCUGUAGCCAUGCAGGGCUCACUUCUCAGGGCAUGGAAUAUUUCAAGAUGAUGGGAGGAAACUAUCAAUUGGAACCAGGUCCAGAGCAUUAUUCGUGCAUGGUGGAUCUUCUGGGGAGAGCAGGGCGGCUAAAUGAAGCUCGGAAUCUCAUUGAAUCCAUGGCAAUAGAGCCUGAUGGUGCCGUCUGGGGAGCUCUUCUGGGUGCUUGUAAGAUCCACCAGAAUGUCAAGUUAGCAGAGUUGGCUUUUGAACGUGUGGUCGAGCUUGAACCUGCAAACAUAGGAUACUAUGUGUUAUUAUCAAACAUUUAUAAUGAUACCAAGAACUCAAAAGGGGUUUUGAGGAUCCGGAUUAUGAUGAAGGAGAGGAAGCUGAAGAAGGAUCCUGGGUGUAGCUAUGUUGAAUUGAAGGGCAGAGUUCAUCCAUUUGUAGUUGGGGAUAGAAGCCAUCCCCAGGCUGAAGAGAUAUAUAGCGUGUUGGAGGAGUUAGAAGCGUUAGUGCAGGAAUUUGGAGAGGCUAAAAGAGCUGAUAGAGAAGAAAGCAACAAAGAUUUGUUUGCUGGGGCUGCUGGAGUUCAUAGUGAAAAAUUGGCUGUUGCCUUUGGACUUCUGAAUACCACGGCUGGGACUGAAGUUGUUGUCAUCAAAAACCUUAGGAUAUGUGAAGAUUGUCACUUGUUUUUCAAGAUUGUUAGUAAAAUUGUUCAUCGUCAACUAACUGUUCGAGACGCUACUCGCUUCCAUCAUUUUAGAAAUGGGAGCUGUUCUUGCAAGGAUUAUUGGUAAAAUU
Messenger RNA from Cucurbita maxima (winter squash), 1938 nucleotides. RefSeq names its product putative pentatricopeptide repeat-containing protein At3g11460, mitochondrial. Gene Ontology annotation, biological process: RNA modification. The transcript has a single exon. Gene Ontology annotation, molecular function: protein binding; RNA binding; zinc ion binding. Bases 90 to 1934 code for a protein of 614 amino acids. The record is from RefSeq and is a predicted model, not a curated record. NCBI's taxonomy places the organism in Eukaryota, Viridiplantae, Streptophyta, Magnoliopsida, Cucurbitales, Cucurbitaceae.